ACCCCGGGACCCGGACCCGCCACGAACCCGCCAGCCUCGGCCCGGGCAGGGAUGACGGCACGUGCAGCCGCGCGCUCCUGAGUCCGCUUUGAUCCGGGCGGCUGCUGCGCGCGCAGCCUCAGGUGAUGAUGGAGUCCGCGGUGUCGCUGGGGAAGCUGGAGCUGCUGGACCCGGGACCGGGACCAGGGGGACCAGGGCCCCCGGGACCGGGACCAGGGCCCCCAGGCGGGGCCAGGCCGCACCUGGAACCCCCUCACCUGGUCCCAGGUGAGCCCGGUCCUCACCUGGACCCCGGUCCUCACCUGGGCGGCUGCGUCCCGCUGUCCCACCAGGUGGCGGGACACAAGUUCGGAGUGGACAAAGUGGGAAUCCUGCAGCAUCCUGACGGGACGGUCCUGAAACAAGUCCAGCCUCCGCCCAGAGGAAAGAGAGAGAUGGACUUCUAUGGCAUGGUCUACGCUGACGACUGCUGUGAUCCGUGUCUGCUGGACCUGCAGAACCAUCUCCCCCGAUUCUACGGGACCUGGUCCUCCCCGGACUCUCCCAACGAGCUGUACCUGAAGCUGCAGGACGUCUCCCACCGGUUCUCUCGUCCCUGCAUCAUGGACGUGAAGCUCGGCCAGCAGAGCUACGACCCGUACGCGUCUCAGGAGAAGCGGGAGCAGCAGAUCCGGAAGUAUCCGCUCAUGGAGGAGAUCGGAUUCCUCAUCCUCGGCAUGCGGGUGUACGACGUUCGCGGCGGCACCUUCGACUCCUACGACCAACACUACGGAAGAGGACUGGUGAAGGAGACGGUUAAAGACGGUCUGGCCCGGUUCUUCCACAACGGGGUCCGUCUGCGGGAGGACGCCGUGCUAGCUAGCAUCCACAAGGUGCAGCGGAUCCUGCGCUGGUUCGAUUCCCAGCAGCAGCUAGCCUUCUACGCUAGCUCGCUGCUGUUUGUCUACGAGGGCCUGCCGUCCUCCGGUACCGGUCCUGGACCCGGGACCGCCGUGACCCCGGCGGGCGACCAGAACCCGGUCCAGGACCGGGAGGAAGUGGCCGAGUUCAACAACAACAUCGAGACGGCGGCGCCGCCGUCGUGGGACUGCAGCCGCGCCGCCGCCGUCGUCUACGCCAACAACAGGAAGUGCGGCGACCAACACUGCAGGGAGGGAAACCGGCCGGCGCACGAGAACCGGAACCUUCCGCCGCCGCCGGCGGAGGCUACGGACGCCGCCGCGGCGGAGAGGCUAGCGGGGCGGGAACGGAGGGACGAGCCGGGAACCGCCGACGUGGAGGUGAAGAUGAUCGACUUCGCCCACGUGUUCCCCAGCGACCGGCACGACGGCGGCUACGUGUUCGGGCUCAAGCACCUGCUGACGGUGCUGGAGCAGAUCCUGUGCGACGCGGCGCAGGUUCCACCGCCGACCGACCCGCCGACCGAACCGCUAACCCGCUAGUUCCUCCUAGCGGGGAACUCUGGACUCCGACGGAGAACUAAAACUCUUUUGUUUCCGUCGGUGAGCCGAGUCCCUGAACGCAGCAUCUCCUACGUCCCCGACGCCACUGGAAGCUUCUCUUUGACCCGGCGGA
Cololabis saira (Pacific saury) is the source of this 1575-nucleotide messenger RNA. Its product is annotated as inositol polyphosphate multikinase-like. Gene Ontology annotation, cellular component: nucleus; cytoplasm. Lineage: Eukaryota; Metazoa; Chordata; Actinopteri; Beloniformes; Belonidae. The transcript is spliced from 6 exons. The record is from RefSeq and is a predicted model, not a curated record. Bases 126 to 1442 code for a protein of 438 amino acids. Gene Ontology annotation, biological process: inositol phosphate biosynthetic process. Gene Ontology annotation, molecular function: inositol tetrakisphosphate kinase activity; inositol-1,4,5-trisphosphate 3-kinase activity.